Molecule: messenger RNA, 3222 nt
Organism: Owenia fusiformis
Lineage: Eukaryota; Metazoa; Annelida; Polychaeta; Sabellida; Oweniidae
Source: the annotation of a GenBank genome assembly
AUGGCUGAUAUUCAGGCGAAGUAUCAGAAACUUGCGACGGAAUAUGCUAAGAUCCGGUCACAAUUGCCAGUUUUGAAGGCUGCUGUUGUUGAUGGACAAAAGAAGGAGGAUCACUUGAAGGAAGGCAUAAAAGAGAAAGAAAAGUCGAUCCGUAAGUUUGAACAGGAAAUUGAUAGUUUAACAUUCCGUAACCAGCAAUUAUCUUCGCGCGUCACAAUCCUGCAAGAUGAGCUUAAUGAUGCACAGUUAAAGCAACGGAAAAACAAGCAAGUUAACACAAGUCCCGCUCAUGAACCAGUGACCAAUAACAGCAAUAGUGAUGUCAUAGGGGAAGAGUUACAGAACAAAAUUGAAGAAAAUGCAAGACUUCAUAAGCAAGUAUAUGAAGCUGAACAGAAACACAGUCAGACAGUAUUCCAACUGCAAGACAGAUUAGACGUACUAGAAAGGGAGAAAAAUCAACAUGAGCAAAUACUCAACAAUGCAGUCUCAAAGAACAAAAACCAAAUUGAGAAAUUACAGAAUGAAAAGGCCUUACUGGAGGUUCAACUUCAGAAGCAAGAUAAAGAUGUCAAAGAUGCCAAAACAAGGGCUGAGCAAGCGGAGUCUGAGUUGCACAAAAUACAAAAUGAACUAACUUCAAAGUUGGAUGAGGCUACAAAAGUAAUUAAAGAUAAAAUAGCAUUUAAUGAUACUAAAAAUCGUGACUUUAACGCAUUAAAUAUUCCCACCCAUGAUAGAAAGCACCAAUUAAAAACAAGAGAAAUCGUCACCCAGGCCGGCUCCUUGGUUAAAGAAUUUGUACAAUCCAUGAUGAACUUCCACGCAUAUACUGAGCAACGGUCACAAAUAUACCCCAAUGACAGUUCUAAGGAACCUUUAAGUGCAGUAAAUAAAAAGUUUUGCCAAUACUUACAUGAAAGUGCUAGCUUUCUCCGACCAGUGCAACAGAAAUAUGUCGCCUUCCAAGAAAGUUUAAAAGAUGAUGCACUAACAACAUUGGCAACAGCUACAGGGCUUCAAGACUUUGCUUCUGAGUAUCAACGUUAUGUGAAGUAUUCCAAUAAGAUAUUACCAUAUCAGUUACUUAGUAUUGAUGAGGAGUGUUCAUUGUCGAGCUGUUCGACCACCCUGGAGGCCAAGAAUAGGCUGCUCUACCAGUCUUUACAGGCUCUUCAUGCCUCUCUUGAUCAUGUAGGAACAUAUGUCAGCCUAAUAGCAGAGCAAAGUAAAAAAGGUAGUGACCAUCCAAGAUGUAACCACAGUGCAAUGUUCAGUAAGCUCUCCAGUGCAGUAACACACCUUCAUGAGGUUAUUAAAGAUGUCUCAAAACAUUACAAUGCCAAAGUUACCCAAGAGCACCAGUUACCAACUGCCACUCAAAAGUUGAAGACGACAGAUGAAUGCGUCGUGUCGUCUCUUGUUUCAUUGGUUGCAUGCACUGGAAAGUUUUCCACAUUCCUGACCAAUAACAUUGAGUUCUUCAGUGCUUCGGUUGGCUAUAGGACCAGAGGAAGCAGCGUAUCAACUGACCAAUCAACAGACGGCCCAGCAUGUAAUCCAGCAGUAUCAGGAUUCCGUCAGAGGGCAGCUAAUUAUAUAACAUCUCUGAAUAAGCCAUGUCCAGACUCUGUCCCAUACAAAGUGGCAAUACAGAACCGAAGAACAUUGUUUAGUUCCACUGAAAGCAGAGAGAGUCUGGCUCAACAGGUUUCUGAGUUCCAAGAUAAGGUUUCCCAAAUCGAACAAGAGAAAGAACACUGGAUGCUGGAGUCACAGCUACUAAAGAUCAAACAUGAAAAAGAGGUGGAUAAAGUCGCUCAACUCGAACAGGAUUAUAAAAAACUUCAAGCUAGAUUAACAGGGUCUAUAGAGGACAAUUUGGAUGUAAUACCCGAGGCAGCCAAGUCUCCUGUCUCCCCUGGUGCUCCAAUACAGAUAGACACUUCCAUGCUAGGCCGACUUGACUCUGGACCAAGAGGUAGAAGUUCCACGUCUGAUAUGGACAGUCGAGAACAACUCAUCAAAGACCAUUUUACACAAAGAAUACAACAACUCACCUCUCAGCUUCAAGUUGCAGAUAGUAAAGCUGUUAAUUUUUACGCAGAGUGUCGAGCCUUGCACAAAAGAUUGAAUAUUGAAGAGAAGUCUAAGAAGAAAUUACAGGAAGAAGCUAAUGCUCACAGUCAGACCAUCAUUCAACUGAAGGAUGACCUACAGACAACUACAAAGAGCUAUGAGUCGCAACUUAGUAUGAUGAGUGAACAUCUAGCCGGGAUGAAUGAAAAGCUGGCCAAUCAGAAAGAUGAGAUAGAUUCUUUAAGGUUGCAACUUAACCAGAAGCCUGUAAAGAAGGGCAAGAAAAAAUAACACGAUGAACUGAAGAAGGACUGAAUAAAUUGUUGAAAAAGUAAUAAAAUUAUUCGCUAUGGUCAUGAAAAUAGGAACAAAAAUAUAAUAAUGUAUGACACUGAUAUAAUAUUCAGACUGUGUCUUAAAAUCAGCUGCCACAUUGCCAGUAGUGAACCUGAGUUGUCCUAAAUCCAUUCCUGUUGCCAUGGAAACCAUGAUGUCAUAAUCAGAGCAUCCGUAUAGAUUCAUUAUCAAGCUGAAUCAUUCCUCACUUCCAAGGUGGGGCGUAUUGGAUUGGCAAACUGGCCUUUUAAAGGAACAUUAAUUGACGCUAUACCAAGCAAUUUUACUUUAUUUUGAUUUCAAAAAUAUAUUAACACAUAUACUCAUAUGUGUCUAUUGUAUGUGAACCUUAUACUAAUUGACCCAUAAUGAUGAAAUCCACUGAAAGCCAUUGAAUUGCAAUUUCGGGAAACAACCGCCAGCUUGAGGCCAUCUGUUAUUUUCAUCAUACCCAUAAUCCUUUGCACAUUAAAAGCAGACGUUUGAUGACAAUUCUACCUUCUUUGAUCCUGAUGUGCAAAGGGUUAUGGUCAAUUUAAAAAUGGUGGAUGGAAACAUUUCUCAAGGUUGGGGUCAGUAACACAUACCCUAAAGUUGUUUCAAUCAAGAAUCUGAAACAGUUGUGUUAUUUAAAGUUAUUUUCAAAUUGGUUUCAAUUACACAAUAUUCAAACUGAUUUUCUAAUUUUUGAACAUAAUGAUGUGCAAUAACAGAAGAAACUAAUUUUGACUAACUGUAAUGUGAAUGUGACUGUUUGUAUUUGAUAAUGUAAUUACAGUAUAUUGAAUAAUUUAAAAUAAAGGGAAG